CUAGUAUUUUAUAAUUAAUCCAGAAAAAAAAAACUAGUGUGCACGUACGGCGAUAGUACUGAUCAAAGGCCAGGAUGAUGGAGGUGGAUCAUGAAGAUAAUGGAUCAGACAUUGAAGCUCAGCGGAGUUCCCCGCUGUUAAUGAAUGGUGAAUUGGGUAAUUCUAGUUUGAUCAUGAGGAAAUCGGCCAUCAUUUUCCGAUCUACUUACAAGUUCAUUGAAGCUGGAGCAAAAGUAGCAUCUCUUUCACGAGUCUCAUCGUCUUCCUCAUCUUCCACCACAACCUUUUAUACUCCUCUUCCCAGCUUUAAACAUGGAGAUGCGGAAGGUGGUGGAGAUGAAAUCCAGGUUGUUGAAAUCGUGACAGCUUCACCUGAUGUUAAUAUUGUACAAUCAAACAAUGAGAUUGAACUUCAGCCUCAUGAUCAGAGUACUCAUCAGCAAUGCUUACAAAUUAGUGAAGAGAUAGUAAAGGAGAAGAAGUUAGAUUCACUUCACUAUUUUGGAUUCACUUCAACUAUUUUGCUCCUUGCAAUUGCUGCAAUAUUAUCUUCUGUCUUUGGAAUCAUAGAAGAAGGUUUGAAGAAUGGUUGGGUUGAUGGAGCAGUUUUGGUUGGGACCAUAUUUGUGAUUGUUUCAUUUAAGUUUGCAGGAUAUUUGUACAAAAGACACCUUUGGAAGAAGCAAAAGGAUAACAAAGCAAGGAAGAAUUACCCCCUGUUCAUUUCUGAAACGGACUCCAGCUUUUGUGCCUACUUUGACAAGUUGAACAAUUACCUAAAUAUUAGUGCGUUGUCGAUUGGCGUUUUGAUCACUGUGGUGGUGUUCAUUCGCUUUAAAUUGGGCCAUAAAGAUGAUGAGUACGGAUACAGAUUAGAAACCAAGGAAGAACCAACUGAAAUUGCACAGAUAAUGAAUGCCCUGAAAAAGGUUUUAACAGAAUCAAAGGGAACAGUAAGAGUUUUGAUAACUUUACUUCCUCUCACACUGGUAGGGAUCACUGAAGGAGUACCAUUUCUUAUUUCAGUUGCAAUGGCAUAUUGGUAUCCGAAUUUUGAUGUUAAAAUGGAAUCAGUCAGCACCCUUUGUAUAGAAAAUGUUGGCUGGUUGAAAGAGCCAAAAUUGAAAGUUACCCAGUUUUUUCUUGACAAAAAAGAUGUUACCAAGAUACCGCCACAUGUCUGCAGUGUUCUCUCUGAUGGAAUUGGCCAUGUGUCCACUCGGACUUCUCAAACAGCCUACCACAGAGUAAAAGAAGCAAUACUCUAUUGGGUAGAGAAGAACACGGGUAUGCAGAGAGACACUUUGGAUAAGCAGUUCACCAUAGUAAAGGACAACGAUGAUGAGAUGAAUCCUUUUGAAGGACCUUGUAGAGUCGUCAUAGAGAAAAAUGGAGAUAAUGGGAAAGAGUACUAUUCAUAUUUCAAGGGCCCUACCGAUUCAAUAUUGUCAAUGUGUUCAAGUUACUAUGACAUGACGGGUGAAGUGCAGGAUUUGGAUGACGGAACAAAGAGUGACAUUGCUCAAACUAACAGCAAGAACAUGAACGUAGUUGCAUUUGCCUUCAAACACACUCAGGACGUUGUUGAACUUGAUGAAAAUGGCCUAACAUUCAUUGGUAUGUUUGUCUUAGAAGAUACUUUCAAUCUCGACAACAUGAGGCAAGCAAUUGCGAAUCUGAAAGAAGGCGGAGUGAAGAUGAUAUUUGCCUCGGAAGAAGAUGUUGAAGUGCUUCGUACCAUUGGUGAUGAAACAGGAUUGCUCAACUCACAUGAAGCUCUAGUAGUUAGGGGCGAAGAGGCUACAAAGGAAAAUGUUGAGAAAAUUUGCAUGAUGGGAAAUUCCUCUCCUGCACACAAGCGUUUUUUAAUAGAGCAGUUGAAGAAAAGAGGAGAAGUGGUGGCUGUGGUAGGAGAACAAACAUCUGAAAGUAAUGUGGUUCUUGAAGCAGCUCAUUUUGGCCUGCCUGUGGUGACUAACUGGCCUAAAACUAUAACUUAUGUGAUUAACAGCAUCAAGGGAGGAAGAAUUGUUUGUGAGAAUCUGAGGCAAUUCAUCCAAGUUGAGGUAAUCUUGGCAAUCAGUAGCUUAUCAAUAAACUUUAUACUGGUUAUAGUAGACGGAGAUGCCCCGUUAACAUUCAUUCAGUUGGUAUGGGUUAAUAUUCUUGUUACAUUUAUUGGAGGGCCAGCUUUGCUAAUUACUCAACAGGCCACAAGACAACUAAGUGAUGAGCUUUCUAUCAGACCAAGAAAACAGCCAAUUACCAAGGGCAUGUUGAGAAACAUACUUCUUCAAGUUUUUUAUCAGACUGGUAUUUUUGUAUUCCUUCAACACAGAGGAAGUGCAAUACUGGGCAUCACUCCAAAAGUUAACAUAUCUAUAGUCUUUAACGGGUUCGCUCUGUGCCAGCUUUUUAACAUAUUCAGUGCAAGGGAUUUGGAGCAGAGGAAUUAUUUCAAAGGUCUCGGUCAAAAUUACUUGUUUUGGGCAUUGUCUGGGCUCUAUCUUGUGUUGCAGUUUGGAUUCAUUGAAUUAGAGGCUUUCUUGUUUAGCAACACGGCACGAUUGAAUUGGAAGCAAUGGACUGAAUCCAUUUUAAUUGGAGUUGUUACAUGGUUGCUUGAUGUGAUAGUAAAAUGGGGAUCACAAUACAUAAAGAUAGACACAUAUUGUGAUUGUGGAGUUCUUCACCUAGCUAGAAACUGGUUACAGUAUUGGUUUAUGAGGAUCAAUUGCUGUUACUGUGGACCAAGAAGUACACCAAAUCCAACUCUUGCUUCCUUGGAUUCUUCAAGAUCCACUAACGGAAAGGGCUGGAUAACAAAUAUUACACGUCGUGUUAAACCAACCAAGCAUAGAGCUAAUACUUUGAUGGAUUAAUCAUAUGUUGCAGUAGCUUCAAUUUUUAGUACAUAGUUUCCUCUGUUUUCUAUAGAGGGUUAGAUAUAGUUGUAGCAACACUAA
Messenger RNA from Solanum stenotomum, 2966 nucleotides. RefSeq names its product calcium-transporting ATPase 12, plasma membrane-type-like. Gene Ontology annotation, cellular component: intracellular membrane-bounded organelle. The record is from RefSeq and is a predicted model, not a curated record. The coding region runs from base 75 to 2882 and encodes 935 amino acids. The transcript has 3 exons. Gene Ontology annotation, molecular function: nucleotide binding; P-type calcium transporter activity. Lineage: Eukaryota; Viridiplantae; Streptophyta; Magnoliopsida; Solanales; Solanaceae.